Messenger RNA from Schistosoma spindalis, 1343 nucleotides. NCBI's taxonomy places the organism in Eukaryota, Metazoa, Platyhelminthes, Trematoda, Strigeidida, Schistosomatidae. The record is from the annotation of a GenBank genome assembly.
AUUAAGUGCGAUGUCAUAGUAAUUUGUCGCCUGUGAACUUUUAGAUAGUCAUUAUGGACUCCUCAGACCUACAUCUUGCGAUUGAUUAUGUUGGAUCAUGUGGUAUUGUUUUGACACCUGAACAGAAAGCCACGCUCAACACAACAUUGACUAUUUUGAAGCACGAGAAUAAGUUCUCGUAUGUGUCGUUUUGGGGUAUAAUUCGAGGAAUCAAUGGAGACUAUUUCAUUGCUCAAGGAAUAGGUAAAGAUGUAUUAAAAGAAAAAACAAAUCUGUACAGUAAAGACUGCACUACAUGGGGGUUGUUGCCAGUACCAGGGAAACAAGACAUAGAAAAAAGCAAACUUUUCAAAAUGAGACUAACAGGUGAUCCUUCACACGAAGCUGAAUACGUUGAGGUGAAACAAUUGCCAGGAGAAGGUGAUGAGCUUGUUGAAACUGAAGAACUUAUAACCAUGAAAGAAGAAGAUAGACUUGCUGCUAUUAUUUACCGCAUAGAAGAGGAAGUUGUUAUUGUUCCGCGUGGUGCACUUAUACGAAUGUACAGCGGACAAGUUGUGAGAAACAAAUCUUUCGAAGGUUUGACUUGUGCUGAGGCUUCAAAGCUAUUAUCAUACUUCCAUUGUCGGCCUCCUGUAUAUAUGUCUAACAAACCAUUAACCGAAAGAGCAAAGCUUGAUAAGGCCAUCGACUUUUUAGAUACUAUUGAGGAUGAUAACCCUGAAGGUGAGAAUCUUUUUUAUUAAGACUAGAUAUUUCUCUACAUUCACUUUUGGAUGUGAGAAAGUGUAAUAAUAGCCGUUAUUGCGUGCUCAUUAGCUGGUGAUCAUAAGAUUAUUUUUCAUAGAUUAAUAAUAAACAAUAUUCUCUUUUUCGAUUACAUUCGGAAGAAAACCUUCAAUUCAUUAAUAUCCACAUUAUAGUUCAUACUUAUAAAAGCUUGUUAGCUGAAUAUAAGUUUUGGGCUGUAAACUAGUAUCCCCGGUCAUGUAGAGCCGGAACUUAAGUGUUCAAAGCGUGGUAUGCAAUUUAGAGAAGUGCACGGUCAGCGAAACAAAGACUUGUGCACAGAUUUCUUGAUUGUCAAGUUUAAUUUUUGAUUGCUUUCUAUCACCUACAGGAAGUUUUGAUUUUAAAACGUUCGUUUUUAAACGGUUUAUGGGGUCUCUAUAAUCACUAGUGAAUAGUGGUGAGCAAAAACAUUAGGUUGACUUCCUUUCUAGAAACUUGUCUGUCGACAGAAACCGAGGGACAUGAAUGUCAAAGGAUGCAGUUUCCUAAGUAAAUAAACAAUAGUUUCUUGGAUGAAUUUAUAUCCUUAUUAACCCAAGAUGUCGCUUCGC